Messenger RNA from Fonsecaea multimorphosa CBS 102226, 2268 nucleotides. RefSeq lists its product as uncharacterized. Gene Ontology annotation, biological process: DNA-templated transcription; positive regulation of transcription from RNA polymerase II promoter by galactose. The record is from RefSeq and is a predicted model, not a curated record. Bases 1 to 2268 code for a protein of 755 amino acids. The transcript has 6 exons. Gene Ontology annotation, molecular function: zinc ion binding; RNA polymerase II cis-regulatory region sequence-specific DNA binding; DNA-binding transcription factor activity, RNA polymerase II-specific. Gene Ontology annotation, cellular component: nucleus. Lineage: Eukaryota; Fungi; Ascomycota; Eurotiomycetes; Chaetothyriales; Herpotrichiellaceae.
AUGGUCUCUUCCAGCGUGGCUACAGGCACUGGCACCGCUUCCGAUGCCUCCCCUCCCCAAUCCAACGGCCAUGGCGAAAAACGCAAGGCCGAGACUGACCCAACGACGGAGAAACAAUCACACACCAGGUCGAAAAGGAACAGAUAUAUCUCGAUUGCGUGCAACGAGUGUAAGCGGCGCAAAAUAAAAUGCAAUGGGAACACUCCGUGCCAAAGAUGCGGCAAUCUGAAUCUCGAGUGCAUCUACGCACCGAACUGUUGCACGAACUCACUCAAAGACUCUGCGGAGUUCAACCAGAUGCGCGAACACAUCGCCGCCCUCCAAGAGCAAGUCAAUGACCUCUACGCGAGCCUGAGUGAGUUGCGAAGCAGGCCUGACAUAGCCUAUUCGGGUUCCAUCGACCCGCAAUUCUCCCACGAUGGCUCCCACCGAUCCAUGUCCGUGUCGGCGUCGCGUACGUUACCGCCCCUCAUCUCGCCGAAAAGAAGCCAGCCCAAGGCCUUGCCUCAGUUCCAUGGCCCGACAAGCACAGUGUAUGGAUUGGAUGUGGCCAAAUCAUCUCUGCAGACCAUGGGCAUUACACACAACGCGCCGGACGAUGGGAUGAUGUCUCGCGAUCGAAGCCGGGCAGCAUCACCGAUCAUGAUGCUCCCGCCUCAUCCUAGCAAAGACCCGCUCUGGCUGAUUGACCAUUCCGAAGUUGUUCGUCUGUGUCGAGUCUAUGAGGAAGAGAUUGGUAUCAUGUACCCGGUGGUGGACAUCGACAAGGUACUCAAGCAAGCAAACUCAUUGUACAAGUUCAUUGCAGCGUCCCUAAGAACAGGGCUGGGCCAACCCGGCCUCCCAGGCGCAGACACAUUCGACGAUGAGGAGACCACUGUUUUGAAGAUGGUCCUGGCUAUAACGUUGACGGUCGAAGGGCACGGACGCAGCGAGCUUGGCCAGAGAUUCUUUGAUGCGGCAAAACCGGCGACGGAUUUGAAGUUGGUUACCGCACUUGACAUCAAGUCCGUGGUUUUGACCGUAUUGACGGCCACUUUCUACUUCCAAAAGGACGAAGAGGCACAGGCCUGGCGAUUCAUUGGCAUCGCAGCGCGCAUGUGCAUAGAAAUGGGCCUCCACAGAAAAGAUUCACUGGUCAAAUCCUUUACGAAUGAAGCUGAAUACCAGCAAGCCAUCCGUAUCUUCUGGACGGUCUAUGCGCUCGAUCGGCGCUGGAGCUUUGGCACAGGCAUGCCAUUUGCGUUGCAAGAUGCAGACAUUGAUCCCGCUCUGCCUGAACCGGACGAGAGCCAUCCAUAUUUAAAACACAUUACCAAGUACAACCAAAUCGCUACAAAGGUCUGGUACCAUAACCUCGCGUAUGAGGCGGGACAGAACACGAAGAAAGACGAAAUCGGAUUUCUAGAUUACCAGAUCCUGCAGUGGUACGCACAGUUACCCGAAUCAUUGCAAUUCAACAAUCGAGACCUUGCCAGAGAGAAUGAAAUACCUGGCCGCGGGGUGCGCCGUCUCCGACUUCUGAUGUAUUUGCGUAAGAACCAGGCACGAAUCUCCAUCUAUCGUCCCAUCCUUCAUUCCGCCACCAGCAUUAUGGAGAACCGGCACUACGCUCAGAACGUGAUUGACGUGGCCAAGGACACCAUCAACACCUUGACCGCAGUCAACCAGAUGUCUGAUAUCUACAAGACCCAGCAAGUGCUGUACAACUACUUCCUGGUCCAGGCACUCGCUGUGCUCUUCCUGUCGGUGGCUCAUGCUCCGGCUGUCUUUUGUUCCCAGACUAGGCAGGAGUUUUACGCGGCGAUUGAGAUUGUCAAGGGUUUCAGCACCAAGUCACAUGUUUCCAAGCGACUAUGGCGGACCAUUCGUGGGCUGAAGGAUAUGGGUGACAAGAUCGGCCUCUUGGCAAGGGGAGGCAACGGCAUGAGUGACGCUGAACAGGACGCUCAUUCAGACGCUGCAAUGGCAAUGGCUGGGCUUGCCGGACACAAGGUCGACUACCAGCAGGCGUAUGGUACUUCGAAUUCGAACCAGACGAACGGAGGCCCCAAUCAGCAAGAGCUAGGAGUUAGCCCGGAUGACGCAUUGCAGAUCACGAAUGAGUUGUCGAGUUUGUUCGAACUGGCAGGUGGCUACGGAGCUACGACGCCGGGACCGGACACGUUCAACUUUGUGGGCGCAAACGGGGAGAUCAGCAUGGCGGAAGGGUUCAAUGCAUUUGGAAACGAGCCAGAAUUUGCCAGGAUUAUGAACGAGUUGUUUUGA